AUGGGUAGCAAGCCGUGGGAACAGGUUGUUCGUGACCAUAAGCUCGAUUUGUCCAGGUACGAGGACUUCUACAAAGAUCUACACCGUAAUCCAGAGUUGUCGCGACAGGAGUACAAGACUGCGGCGAAGAUUACAAAGUUUUUGCAAGUGCUUGAGCCCAAUCUUGAGAUACGCACUGCAAUAGGUGGGACAGGAUUGAUUGCCACCUUCAGAAACGGCCUUGGCAAGACUCUCUUACUUCGCGCUGACAUGGACGCGCUACCCCUGCUUGAGAAGACUGGCCUGGAUUACGCUUCUAAAGAGAUGGCCACAGAUCCUAAUGAGAUAAUGGUUCCUGUUGCACAUGCGUGCGGACACGACUUUCAUGUCACAUGUCUGCUCGGCGCCGCGGAGACGCUUAUCUCUUGUCGUAAAGCGUGGUCUGGUACACUCGUCUUCCUAUUUCAACCGGCAGAGGAAGGCUACGAUGGUGCAAAAGCCAUGGUGGAUGACGGGCUGUACACGCGACAUGAAUGCCCCAUCCCUGAUCUUGUCUUGGGGCAACAUGUUGGACCUCUACGAGCAGGGAUGGUUUCUUUGAAGAAGGGGCCGCUUUUAGCUGCUUCCGAUGUAUGGAAGAUUACAAUACACGGAAGGGGAGGGCACGGCAGCUCACCCCAGAACUGUAUCGAUCCGAUAGUCGUCGCAGCGCACAUUGUGGUCCGGCUACAAACCAUUGUUAGCCGAGAGGUACCUCCAAAUGAGCUUGCUGUCGUAUCGGUGUGUUCGCUUCACGCCGGUAGUGCUCAGAACAUCAUCAGCGACACAGCAGAGCUACUUCUCAACAUUCGAUCCAUGAGCGCUGAGUGGAGGACUCAGAUCUUGGAAAGCGCGGACCGAAUCAUUCGCGCCGAAUGCACUGCAGGUAACUGCCCUAAACCGCCAGACAUUGAGCACACUCAUUCUGUACCAAUGGUCUUGAAUAAAGGCGCUGCAAUUCAGUCAGUUGCAGAUGGCUUUGCUUCUUUCUUUGGUCAGAACUAUGUUCGCGACUUUCCCGCCGUCACUGGGAGCGAGGACUUCAGCAACUUAGCAACCGCGGUCAACGUUCCGUAUUGCUUCUGGUUUUUUGGAGGCCAUGAAAGAUCAUUAUUCGACAAACAUUUUAAAGCGGACACUAUUACAGAGCUUCCCAUUAACCAUAGUCCCUAUUUUGCUCCCGCUAUUCACCCAACUCUCCAGACGGGGAUUGACGCUCUUGUCGUGGCAGUACUAGUGCACCUCUAUAGAUACUAG
This is a messenger RNA of Boeremia exigua, 1275 nucleotides long. RefSeq names its product hippurate hydrolase. The coding region runs from base 1 to 1275 and encodes 424 amino acids. Gene Ontology annotation, molecular function: hydrolase activity. The transcript has 3 exons. The record is from RefSeq and is a predicted model, not a curated record. Lineage: Eukaryota; Fungi; Ascomycota; Dothideomycetes; Pleosporales; Didymellaceae.